Molecule: messenger RNA, 2518 nt
Organism: Talaromyces proteolyticus
Lineage: Eukaryota; Fungi; Ascomycota; Eurotiomycetes; Eurotiales; Trichocomaceae
Exons: 1
Coding region: 120-2168 (682 amino acids)
Source: RefSeq, a predicted model, not a curated record
AACAACUCUCUUAGUAUUUUCAUAGUUUCUUGACAGAUUUGCGCCAUCAAUUUAUUCACUUCAACCAAUUGGGCAUCGACUGCUUCUCUGCGUGGAGGUAUGGUCCAUUCCAUGUCAAUAUGAGAUUACUCCUGGUAAUUGCUUUUGCUGAUUGUCCACAAGACGCGUUAUUUGCUAUGGAAAACCAAGUGGACGGUGUUACCUCGACUGGUAACAAUCGAAAGAGGGGUCGUGAUGUUUCCCCCUCACCAGCUGGUACAUCACCCUUGCUAUCCUGUCGGCAGCAGGCGCAGGAUGCACUGGUAGCACUAAAAACACCCAGAAGGUCCAAAAGAGUUCGCUUCUCUGACCCUGGCCCUGUUAUCGACCAUGAACUCUCCAAUGGAAAUACCGGACUGACGCCGGCAAUAUCCCGUACAUCAAUGAGCGAGGAUCGUGCUUAUUCUGACUGCCAGACACCUAGUGAUCGUAGACGAAGAAGGUCGGCGCCACCUAGACACACCAACCUCAUGUUCGAUCCACUGCUUUCAAGCUUCAAGUCAGAUCUGCCGACGUAUGUACAGUUCACUCCACUGCGGCAGGUUGUCGAGCCCCGAACCAGACGUAGACUUUGGCGAUCCGGAUUGAGCGAUGAAAUGAACAAGAUCGAGCGGGAGAACCGCGAGACUAAAAAGGAAGAAGCACAUGUCCAGAGCCUUCAGAAAGAAUCUGCGAACGAUGAAGCUGCACAGUAUGUUUCUACGACUGGCCUGGAAGACUGUGGCACUAUGGACACUAUGAUGGUUGAUGAGCCUUCUAUGUCGACUUCGCCGAUUUUCCGAUCUCACAAUGAUCGUUGCUAUUCCGAUGUACCCAAUGCGACGCAUCCUUCGAUGCAACACACUUCAUCUCAAGUAUCAAUAGUUGAUCAUGAUGCCGUGGCGACAUUAGACAGUACUCUUAUCGAACUCUCCAACAUAGGAUUUUUUGGCUCGACUAUCGACGAAAUCCUCAACGACUUGCGUACAUGUUUCCGCUCUGCCCGCAUGGAUCUCGAGCGUACAUUCCCUGGAGAAACAGCCUCUGAUCUAAACGACGGAAAGGCGACUCUGCUAGCCCUCACGUCGCGACUGAGGCAAGUUGCCAAUGCCCUAGUAUCCGAGAAGUCGAAAGCACAGGGUGCUCUCAACAUGCACCGUGCUUUGAAAAACGAGUUUGAUACGCUCCUCCAAAAGCUUGAAUUGGAGCAGGGUCGACUUGUGACACUGAAAGAGGCUCACAACGAAUUAACGGGUGACAUGCUGCUUACUAGGCAAAUUGUUCUACAGCGUGAAAAUCAAAUUCGGCAUCAACAAACCACGAUUAGUAGACAUAUCGAUGCUAAUAAAAAGCUUCAACAGGAUAACGAUAGGUAUCUAUCUAUUGUGAGCCAGUUGGAACAGGCUCUUGAAACAUCCAGAGAUUCGCAGGAGGCAGAAGAAACCAUUGCCCAGCUUAGGUUCGAGCUUGAAGCUAAAGAUACUGAGAUUGAAAAAUAUGUCUCUCAGAUUGAGUCUCUUAGGGGCGAGGUUUCAAUGUAUCUCGAAGAACGAUGCAGACAUUUGAAGCAGCUGGAAACCCUGUCAAGCGAGAUUUCCGACGGUAAAAAUAAUAUCGAAAAGAUGAAAGCCCUCAACACGGGCCUACAGGCCCAAUAUGAUGAAGAGGUUGAAUCUCGUGAAAAUUUAGAACAAAUCUUCAGCAAUAUCUUACAUCGGGGCUUGAGCUCUCUUCGCAAUGAGAAGAGGAAAUCCAAAGCUAGAACCACAAAUUGGCAGAAUUCGUCUAGCGAUAUUGCCGAGCCAAAAAACACAGCAGACAGUUCUCCAGGGAGCGAACUGCCUACUCCGUAUAGAAAUAAUGAUAAGGCCAAGAGGGUCGAUUGGCGGCUGAGCCCAACUGCUGAGAUGUCGGAUGACAAUGACGACACUAACUCAAACCUUGGCCUGCCUGGGAGUGAGCCAUCGACACCGAGCAAACGUUACUCGCUUGGCAACAUUCGUGUUGGGCGAGGCAAGGAUCGCAGAAGCCUGGACAGUGGAGUUGGAUUUUGGAGCGCAGACCUCUCUGAAGAGGUUGAUAACCCCAUUCAUGGUCAGAAAGAGUUUACAGAGCCUGUUGUUGAAUCAGGUGUUGUCGAUGUCGAAUGAGAAUGUCUAAACCGCAUGUAUUCCUUCUCUGUAUUAUUUUCCUUUGUAUUCAAGCCGUGUUUCGAAGAUCGGGCACCUCUCUCUAUUUUCUUAUCUCUGUCAUAGAUUGUUUUGCAUAUGAAGGCGUAACAUAUAGCAGCGUUUACCACAUAUUAUCUCCGAGUUUGUGCCCCAUUUGGGAGCCACCUGGUGUACUACGAUUUAAUCAGUUCUUUCAUUCAAUGAUUUUCAAAUUGAUAAAUUAAGUCCCUGCAUCUAAGUGCAAUUUAGGAGGAUUGACUCUUGAAUCCAGUCAAUACUGUCCAAUUCGACCAUCAUGAAGUUAACAUCAUGACUAUCGAAGGGAGCCG